UUCACUAGCAAUAACAUCGAAACCGUAUCAAUAACAAAAUCGUUUAAAUUUCUCAGAAUGAUUUGGUAUUGUCCAACUUUUGCUGGGCCGCUCUUCCUCCUAUACUUUGGGUUAUCGUCUCAGCGCGCAAAUGGUGUAUUCUCUGCAAACUUUUGCCAAUUGAAUUGCGGCACACGCGUACAUACGCUCUGUGAAAAGCAGGAAAGUCAUAACUGCAACUACAAAUCCCAUAAGGUCUAUGGCGACAGAGAAUUAGGAAACAUGGGCUUACGAGAUCAACUCAUUCUCGCCCAUAAUGGCUUACGUGAACGCAUUGCUACGCGCAUGCAUGUCACCAACAUGGUGGUGAUCAAUUGGAGCAAACAAUUAUCACGAAUGGCGGAAAAUUGGGCGAAAUUCUGUCAGCCGUACGAGGAUGACGAAUGUGCUCAUACGACGAUGCCAAUGACUGUGGAGCGUUUGCUCAAUAUAACGAAACAAAAUCAACUGGAACCGUAUAUCGCAAUGAAUCGAUUUUGUGUCAAAGCCCUUUAUUUACCUUUUGAGAUAAUUCAAAUGGCUCUUCAUUUGUGGUAUUUCGAAAAGGACUACAUGAAAGCACCCCACCCGGAAGCCUAUGAAAGUUUAAAGUUGGCUUUCCUUAGCGGCGAAAAUAAUUUUACACAUUUGGCAUAUCCUCUGACUACUCGAAUUGGAUGCAGUGUUGCCAACAUUUCGCCUUUCUCUCUUAGAUAUGACCACAUUUUCUGCAUUUUUUGCUUCUAUGAACCCUACUAUAGACAUACCGAUGGAGUUGUGUUUCAAUACGGCCAACCAUCCACACAUUGUCCUCCAGAAUAUCCUCUGAAAGACCUCAUCUUUCCGUCGAUGUGUUCACGUAAUCUCUAUCUUGAUGCGGAUGAAGAGAGUUGUGCUGCAGGCCGAAUUAAAGCCUCUGCUGGGUUUUCAACUACAUACUAUUGUACUGCAAUUUUUGUUCUAAUAAUUAAAUACAAUUAAAUG
Molecule: messenger RNA, 1002 nt
Organism: Anastrepha ludens (Mexican fruit fly)
Lineage: Eukaryota; Metazoa; Arthropoda; Insecta; Diptera; Tephritidae
Product: venom allergen 5.02-like
Exons: 3
Coding region: 58-999 (313 amino acids)
Source: RefSeq, a predicted model, not a curated record